AUGUCUUCAAUUCGUAUAAAAGUCCAGCUUGGUGAUAAUAAAUCAAAUAAUAAAUCUUAUCGAAAAACCUUACCAUCAUUAAUUAAAUUUAUUUAUGUUCUUAAUUCAUCAUCAACUAAAACAAUUAAUCAGCUUAAACAUUUACUUGAAAAUUAUAUCAUUCGAGAAUUUUCAUAUAAUAAUGUACAAAUUGUUCAAUUAAUGACUGAUGAUGGUUAUUUUCUAUCGAAUAAUGACAUAUGUUCAGAUGUACUUGAAGAUAAUGAUCGAAUUAUUUGUGUUGAUAUGGAAAAAUUUAUUGAAGAAAAUUAUAUGACAUUAGAUCUUGAAAAUUUAUGGUGUGAAAUUAAACAACAUGAUGCAAGUGAUAACCUUGAAAAAUAUAUUAAAGUUGGUCUGAAUAAUUGUGGAAAAUUAUUUAUACGAAUUUAUGGAACAUCAACUAUGUAUGGACUUUAUAUGUUUAAUAUAUUUGAAUUAAUUCAAAUUGCUAAUGAAAAAAAACAACAAAAUAGUAUCAUUGCUCGACUUGGUAAUACGAAUUGGUUUAUUGAAGCUAAAUGGGAAUAUGAUUCUAUUUCAAAUACAUGUUUAUUUCUUAUAUGUAAUUUAAAAGUUGGUUCAAAUGAACAAAUAUGGUCAAAUAAAUUACAUAUUUUACUUGAUGAAUCACAUAUGUGUAUAGAAAAAGGUGAAAUAAUUAAUUUAUCAGGUGAAAUAACUAAUGAUGAUAUUUUAACUGAUCAACAACGAGAACGUUUAAAAGAACU
Molecule: messenger RNA, 770 nt
Organism: Rotaria sordida
Lineage: Eukaryota; Metazoa; Rotifera; Eurotatoria; Philodinida; Philodinidae
Source: the annotation of a GenBank genome assembly